Messenger RNA from Seminavis robusta, 2084 nucleotides. Lineage: Eukaryota; Bacillariophyta; Bacillariophyceae; Naviculales; Naviculaceae. The record is from the annotation of a GenBank genome assembly.
GAGUGCCAGUCUUAAAGCAGUGACUCGGCACUCUGUGUAGGAUCACUAUGAAUAUUAAUAGUCUAUUGCGUACCUAAAGUAUUUUAAUGACCUAUGGUAGUCACGCUCAUGAAGAAAUAGGUCCCAAGUCUCUGUAGUUGGGGAAUUAAAUUUUCUGUUGAGAGUUCAAGGAACAGAGGGGACCAACUACGAACCACAGAGAAUGGGUAGAAAGCUGAAAAGGUUGUGCUUUUUCAGCUCUGUGGUUGAAUCUGACACGAUUACCCCCUUGAAAGCUUGACAGCUCUUGCAAGUUGCAAGCAGCAGCAACCCCACUAGCCAGCGCUUCAGCAAUAACACAACCCACUUUUUGCGCCUUCUGCUUCUACUUGUGGCUGCUUUCUGAGCUCUUUCUGCCACCUCAGGGUCUGAAAUCCCAACCAACGACAAAAGAGACCAAGAGCAUACCAUCCUGUAACCACCAUUACAUCGGGUUGUCACAAUCUUCGCCGCUCUUGCCCUUCACUCCUAAGCAAAACAAAUCUAUAGUAAUCUCAAGCAGCUCUCAAGCACGCCCACAGAAUACCAUUCUACAAAUCGAAAAAUAAUGGUCGAGUAUAGCGAAAAUGUCGGGAUUGCGUUUGCGGUAGUCUUUGCGGCCGGUCUCUCUACCGCUGUUGGGGCAUCAGUGGUCUUUUUCCCUUCCUUGAUUCAAUAUGCCAAUCGGAGGACGUUGGCCGCUGGGCUGGGACUCUCGUCGGGGGUCAUGGUCUAUGUCAGCUUUGUGGAGAUCUUCAUAAAGUCGGUGGACUCGUUUGCAUCGGCGGAUUUCUUGGACCACCAGGCCUACCUGGCCGCAACGCUCUGUUUCUUUGCCGGCAUCGUUCUCAUGAUUUGUCUCAACUUGGUCAUUCACGGCGUAGCGUCGCACAAUCUGCUCACUUCCGGCGGAGGAUCGGACGACGACGACGAUGACAGUGAUGACGAAUUCAUGGACGAGGAUUCGAUCCCCUCCAAACGCAGUGGCACGUCGAGGGCUCCCCUCAACAACAACAACAACGAUGAUGAUGACCUGUCCCACACAGAGACCGCCGCUCUGAUUGACUCGGGGACUCCCUGCCUCUGCUCUGGCGACCCUGUAGAGAAGUUGGAGCACAUUCAGGAAAUGGCCAAGCGAUCCGCGGACAUUCACGAUCACAGCCACAGGAGUCAUACCGACGGCGAAAAUCAACAAUCUCAAACCGACGUGAUUGAAUUCUCGGAUGAAACGGGAGACGUUGAACAGGGUCUCGCGAACGACAAUGACUCCAAGAGGAAACACAAGAAUCCAUCGUCUACCGCGUCCACUUCCUCCAAAGGUUCCCAUAAAGAACCCUCCGGAAAGGACAAGAGAAAACUGACCAUGAUGUCCCUCAACACGGCGGUCGCCAUUGCACUCCACAAUUUCCCAGAGGGUUUGGCAACGUUUGUGGCGACUCUACAGGAUCCUGCUGUAGGAGCGGUUCUGGCCGUCGCCAUUGCCAUUCACAACAUCCCAGAGGGGCUUUGUGUGGCCAUGCCCGUGUAUUACGCCACGGGCAAUCGCUGGAGAGCCUUUUCCUGGGGUCUUCUCAGCGGAAUCUCGGAACCGAUCGCAGCUUUCUUCGGCUGGCUUGUUCUCGCCUCCUGGAUCAACGAUAUUGUCUAUGCCGUCUUGUUCGGUAUGGUCUCCGGAAUGAUGAUUGUCAUUAGUGUCAAGGAGCUCUUGCCCACGGCACAUCGAUACGAUCCCGAGGACGCGGUCGUAACGAAUUGCUUCAUCACGGGGAUGGCAAUCAUGGCACUCUCCUUGGUUCUGUUUGCCCAGUUGUAAAAGAAUGAGAGUGCAUGAAUUUGAAAUUGCAAAUCACACUCUGGGAUCAAGACCGAGGCUGACCGGGGUUGCCUUCCAAUUUUUCCGGUGACAAAAUGGGUUCUUUCUUCUCUCCGCUCCUCCUUCCUCCACAAGAACCACCAACGAACCACUAGACAUGUAAGCCAUAGAUGGGGGGCUGAGUUCUACCUUCCGAUGUAGUAUUAUUUAAAAGACAGAUACACACUAAACACAACUCAUGAAGACUUCUACC